AUGACUGAUAUCACACCCGUGCAGAACGACGUGGAUGUCAAUGAUAGUAAUGUCAAUGGCGACGUUUCCAGUAAUCUAAAGAGGCCUAUGGAUCAGGCUCAGGAGGUGAACGGGGGUUCUUCUAAUGGGCUCGCAGAGGACGAGACCCCCGCCAACGACGAAUUGCAUCUCAAAAAGGCCAGACUGAAUGGAAACGCUCCAAUAUCUACGCCUGCUCAACUUGCAGAGAAUGGUAUUGAAGGCGCCACCUUGGCGGCUAAUGAGGAAAAUGGGUAUAUCGCCACCGCAGGUGGCGCAGAAAAGGAACAGCAUGGGUUAAAGAAAGAAGGAGGAGAGCAAGGUACCAAACAAGAGGAUGCAGAUGAAGAUUCAAAAGCAAAACUUCCGAUGGAGGCUCCAAAGGAACCUGCUCCUGCUCCUCCCCCAGAGCCUGAUAUGAACAAUCUCCCUCAAAAUCCAAUACCAAAGCACCAACAGAAACAUGCGUUACUAGCAAUUAAAGCCGUUAAGCGCUUGAAGGAUGCAAGACCCUUUCUACAACCUGUUGAUCCAGUGAAGUUGGAUAUUCCGUUUUACUUCAACUACAUAAAGAGGCCGAUGGAUUUGUCUACUAUAGAGAGAAAGUUGAAUGUAGGUGCAUAUGAAGUUCCGGAGCAAAUCACGGAAGAUUUCAAUCUAAUGGUCAACAACAGUAUUAGGUUCAACGGCCCAAAUGCAGGCAUAUCACAAAUGGCAAGAAACAUUCAGGCCUCUUUCGAAAAGCAUAUGCUGAAUAUGCCUGCCAAGGAUGCUCCACCUGUGAUAACCAAGGGACGGCGAUCCAGUGCCCAAGAAGAUGCCCCGAUUGUAAUUAGGCGAGCUCAAACUCAUAAUGGGAGGCCCAAAAGGACUAUACACCCACCGAAAUCAAAGGACAUCUAUCCUUAUGAAUCGAAGAAACCUAAGUCUAAAAGACUGCAGCAAGCAAUGAAAUUUUGUCAGGGAGUGCUAAAGGAAUUGACGGCAAAGAAACACGCUUCUUACAACUACCCGUUUUUGGAACCGGUAGACCCAGUUUCUAUGAAUUUGCCGACUUAUUUCGACUAUGUCAAAGAGCCAAUGGAUUUGGGUACAAUUGCCAAGAAAUUGAAUGACUGGGAGUAUCAGUCGAUGGAAGAUUUUGAGAGAGAUGUGAGGUUGGUAUUUAAAAACUGCUACACGUUUAAUCCGGAUGGCACAAUCGUUAAUAUGAUGGGUCAUCGUCUAGAAGAAGUUUUCAACUCCAAAUGGGCGGACAGACCUAAUUUGGACGACUACUAUUCCGAUGAAGAUUCGAGAAACCAAGCGGACUACGAUGAUUACGAAUCUGAAUACUCGGAGUCCGACAUCGAUGAAACUAUAAUCACAAAUCCAGCUAUACAGUAUUUGGAAGAACAACUUGCAAGGAUGAAAGUGGAAUUGCAACAAUUAAAAAAGCAAGAACUGGAGAAAAUAAGAAAGGAGAGGCGGUUAGCACGUGGAUCAAAGAAACGUGGCAAAAGAUCGAAGGGAAGGAGCGGCUCUAAGACCGCUUCUUCUAAAGGUAGGCGAGAUAAAAAGAAUAAACUGAAGACAGUAGUAUCGUACGAUAUGAAACGUAUUAUUACGGAGAGGAUCAAUGAUUUACCAACUUCCAAACUGGAAAAAGCAAUUGACAUAAUAAAGAAAUCCAUGCCCAAUAUCUCUGAAGACGAUGAAGUAGAACUUGACCUCGACACUUUGGAUAAUCACACCAUCUUAACAUUGUACAACACUUUCUUUAGACAGUAUGAAAGUUCCUCCGGUGCUUCUAACGGGUUGGACGGUACUUCAGGUAUUACUCGAGACACUUCGUCCUUGUCGCCUACGAGUGCGGGCAGCAGAAAGAGGAGAUCAAAGGCAUUAAGCCAAGAAGAGCAGAGUAGGCAGAUAGAAAAAAUAAAAAAUAAACUAGCUAUCCUUGACAGUGCUUCACCCUUGAGCCAAAACGGCUCCCCAGGCCAAGUUCGAAGCACCGCACACAAUGGGUUUUCCUCAUCUUCAGAUGACGAUGUUAGUAGUGAAAGUGAAGAAGAGUGA
Molecule: messenger RNA, 2076 nt
Organism: Saccharomyces paradoxus
Lineage: Eukaryota; Fungi; Ascomycota; Saccharomycetes; Saccharomycetales; Saccharomycetaceae
Gene: BDF1
Product: chromatin-binding protein BDF1
Exons: 1
Coding region: 1-2076 (691 amino acids)
Biological process (GO): regulation of DNA-templated transcription; chromatin remodeling
Cellular component (GO): chromatin; nucleus
Source: RefSeq, a predicted model, not a curated record